CCAUGGCUGUGCGCGCGCGGACUUGGUGGCGCUCAUCGUGGGCGAAGGCGUGAGGUGCGGCGCGGUGCAGCUUGAGCUCCGGCGGUUGAGCUCCGUUGGCGACGUCAGCUUGCUCCGAGGUGCGUGGGACGCUUUUUGGGGGCCUGUGCGCCGCGUCGCCAGACACGCUGCAUACGGUGUGCUACGCGAGGUUACUGCUAACACGGGUUUUUGGUGUGCAAGGAAAGAGAAGGGUUAGGCUAAUGGGAGAUUGAGUCUGAGCAUGAGUGUGUCUGCGUUGACGGUGCGGUGGCUGGCGAGUACGGGGGUUGUGGAGCGGCAAGAGGCGACUGCAAGUGAGCAGCAUGAGGGGGAGCUUGGUCAUGAAGAAAAUACGCAAGAGCAGGAAGAAAAAGAGUACUCGACCAGUCACGAGGAGAAUGAUGAUCGUGCUGCCAAUUCACGCCAUGAGGACGAUGAAGGUCUGCACCACGACCAAGUCGCAACACCAACAUCAGACUCGACCGAGGAAAGCGACUCUGGGUCAGACACCAGCACUUCUACUUCUAGUCUAUCGACGUCAGCUCAAUCACCUCCAUCAACGAGCUGUAUCCAAGAAGCCCAGCUCUCGCCCGACGGCACAUGCAUCUUCACCUCCGACUACGCCCGCGCCUUCUCUGUCUACCCCCUCAGCACCGACAUUCUCUCAGCCCCCACCACCCAACCUCUGACCCCAUACGCCCGCUUCCAGUCCGCCGACCCCAUCUGGGCAUUCGCAUGCAACCCGCUCUUCAACCUGCAGGACCCCAGCAGCACGCACGUCCUCAUCAGCCGCCGCGACCGCUACAUCACGCUGCACAACGCGCUGUGGGACGUCUCGGCUCCUCCAUCUCCCACUCCCGCAGCCCCCCCAUCGUCACCAGUAAACAUCCACACCCCCCUCACAUCCUACAAGCUCACCAACCCGCUCACCGAAGCCGUCACCGCACCCCUCAGCCUCGCCUACAGCCCAUCCGGCACCCACUUCCACGCCGGCGCCACCAACGCGCUCUUCACCUUCGACCUCUCGCACCCCGAGGCCCCUGUAACGCGCAUCCCGACCAUCCCUUCGGCGCGCACGAAACUCAAGGGCGGCGGCCGCGGCUUCAAAGGCGCGAUCGCCGCGCUCGCCGCCGCCCCGCAGUUGUCUGCGUCGCACGGGCUGGUCGCCGCGGGCGCGCGCACGAGGCACGUCGGGCUGUACGAUGCGCGCGGGGCCGAGGUGACGCAUGUCGCGCUGGGGGGCGUGCGGGGCGAGACACGCUCUGGUGCUGGCGUGACGGGAUUGCGGUGGAGUGCGUGUGGCCGGUACUUGUACGUGGGCGAGCGCGACGCGGAUGUGCUGCUUAUCUACGACGCGAGGAGUUUCGCGUUUGCGCUGGGGUGCUGUGGGGGAAGGGCGGCGCGAGGAAGGCAGAGGUUGGGGUUUGAUGUGUGGAGUGGGAAUGGGGGGGAGAGCCAUGAGGUGUGGGCUGGGGGAGUGGAUGGGAAGAUCAGGGUGUGGCGCGAUCCGCAGCUGAGGGAGGGGGUGGUGGAGGCAGACGAGGUGGUUGGUGUUGGUGGGGGACAAGGAAUGCCGGUUGUGAGUGCGCUGGUGCAUCCGAGUGGGACGCUGGCGGUGGCGGCGAGGGGGACGAUACAGCUCGGCGACGACACGGGCGGGGGGGUGAGAAGAGGCGGCGGCAGGAGGCCGCGGUUCUCGGAGCGCGGCUGCUUGGAUAUCCUCGGACUGUCCGGAUACUGAGACUGCGGGCGUACAAGGACCUGGUGUUUCUUGUUGCUGCUACCGAAUGGACACCCGGCGCUCACGGUUCACUUCUCCCUUCCACCCGCAUAUCCCAGAUAGUAUGCGCAUGCCAGGACCCAACAGAUGCAUUACGCAGUGCAGCUAGCAAGCCGACCGACCAACCAACCAACAGACAGUGUCUCGAUUGCAGACACGCUCGCCAAAAAACUAACUCGCUCGGUGAAGUGAACGACGACAACCCCCACCAGCGCCAAAAAGAACGGACGCGGCGCGAAUCGAACGUGCACCUCCCACAUCACCCGGCACGAGCGUCCUCGCCUCCUCCGCCAGCUAACCGGUUGCAACAGCUUGCUGUGGAGCACCACCAGCCCUCAGUCAGAGCGCCUCAGAAAUUAAUCAAAGGCAAGUUCCAAAAGCUAUAGAAAUUAAUCAAUAACGGAUAUUUUGCUC
Molecule: messenger RNA, 2215 nt
Organism: Boeremia exigua
Lineage: Eukaryota; Fungi; Ascomycota; Dothideomycetes; Pleosporales; Didymellaceae
Exons: 1
Coding region: 263-1762 (499 amino acids)
Molecular function (GO): protein binding
Source: RefSeq, a predicted model, not a curated record